This is a messenger RNA of Lodderomyces pseudojiufengensis, 945 nucleotides long. RefSeq lists its product as uncharacterized. The transcript has a single exon. Gene Ontology annotation, molecular function: S-adenosylmethionine-dependent methyltransferase activity. Lineage: Eukaryota; Fungi; Ascomycota; Pichiomycetes; Serinales; Debaryomycetaceae. The coding region runs from base 1 to 945 and encodes 314 amino acids. The record is from RefSeq and is a predicted model, not a curated record.
AUGUCAAAAACAGCACAUAAUACUGCGGUCAACUCCUUCAACUCAAAUCAUUCAUCAUAUGAUGUUUUCCGACCAUCAUUCAAUCCAAUUUUAGUAAAUCCUUUUCUUGUUGAUUUGGGACUAGCUGAAGUUAUAGGUGAUAAAUUUAAAUUUAAAACAGACAAGAAGAUAGUUGAAAUUGCUUGUGGGACUGGGAAAUUUACUAAAAACUUAAUAGAGAAUGGUUGGACAACCAAUUUAACAGUAAUUGAACCAUCAAGUGGAAUGUUAACAACAUUUCAAAAAAAUUUCCCACAAAUUAAAAAUGUUAUUCAAGCAUCAAGUUAUGAAAUUCCUUUACAAGAUAACUCAGUAGACGCAGUUAUAAUAGCUCAAGGUUUCCAUUGGUUUGCAGAUGAUGAAAGUUUAAAAGAAAUUAAUAGAAUUUUAAAACCAGGUUCUAAAUUAGGUUUAAUUUGGCAUUUUGAUUAUUGUUCACCUUCUCAAAAUUCAAAUGCUGAAGAUAGUAAAUUUUUUAAUGAUGGAAGUAGAUAUUUUAAUAGUUUUGAAAAAAUUGGAAAUAAUGAAAAAUUAUUUGAAAAAUUUUUUGCAAAUCAAAAAUGGAAUGAAGAAGUUACUAAAUAUAUUUAUGGUUUUGAUGUAAAUGUACCACAAUAUAGACAUGGUAAAUGGAGGAAAGUAUUAUUGGAGAGUAAAUAUUUCAAAAACGAUACCAAAGAUCUGUUUGCUUUGUAUGAUAGGUUGAUUAGUAAAGAAGAUGUUUGGAAAUAUUGGGAAACUAGAAGUUAUAUUACUGAUUUAUCUGAUGAAAAGAAAGAAGAAAUUAAAUAUAAAUUAUUUUCAAUUAUUGAUGCAAAUGUGAAUGAGAAUAGUUAUGAUCCAAACACAAAGUUAUUGAUCAAACCAAUGGUUCUUCAUGCAGUGGUCGUAACUGUAAAUAAGUGA